GCGUCAGGCGCUGCGGGGGCAGCUAUGGCGGCACGCGAUGAGGUCCUGGGGGCGUCUCCAUGGCGACGGGUGUAAACAUCGCGGGCGGUGCGGGCCAUGGCGGCGCGCCGCGCUCCGCCGGGCGGGACUGCUCCUGAAUCUUCCUCUGAGAUUCCAGGUUGCCAAACACGUAUCAACAGUUUGAAAUACAUCCUGUUCAAGAAACAGAAGACUCCGCUUUCUGCUAGAGGCCAUUGGUCCACAUGGCCUGCAUUUGCAUCUGGACAGACAGUCUUAAAGAAUCACAAACCCUGCUGCGCCCCAGAGGAGAGACAGUCUAGCAAUAAACAGGCCCUUCUCACCGUUCCAAAGCCACGGUACUUGGAACAACUAGAGUCCUACUUAAAGAAAGAGCUGCAGUCUCUUGAUCUGACUAAAAAGAACUCCCAGGAACGGAAGUUACAGCCCUACAGAGAGAUUUUUGAAUUCUUCAUAGACAACUUCAAGACCUACAAGCCCUUGCUGUCAGCUAUAAAGAAUGAAUAUGAAGUUACUUUGGCUCAUCAGAAGAAGACAAUUCGUGCCCUAGAGCCCCUGAAGGCUAUGGUCACAACUGUCUCCGAGGAGUGCACCCGGCAGAUACUGGCACUGCAGGAAAAGGAGAAAGAUGAAAUAAAUAUGUUAAAGCAAGAGAAACAACAUUUGUUAAAGUUCAUUGACAAAAUGAAGGAAGAAAAGAAUUCUCUUCAGACUAAGGUGGAGCAUCUGCAGACAAGCGUGGCUGAGGAGUAUGCUCACUAUCUCAAUGAGUACGGUGCCCGCAAACUGCUGCUAGCAAAACUGAAUGAUAUGCAUAAUGAACAGCUGGACAUGACACGUCACCAAGUCCAAGACAUCAAGGGUGAAGAUGUGGUGAAGUUAACUUUGGCAUUAAAGGUAGCUCGGCAGGACCUCACAAAAGCCCAGGUGAAGUUGAACACCAUGAUAGCAGACUAUGAAGAUGUUGUGCCCAGGAGAGAUUUUGAAUCACUGGAGAAAAAAUACUCUGAUUUACUUCAGGAGAUGAAGACUCUGCAGAAAAAUUUUGAUCAGCUCCAUAAGGAAUAUGAAACACUGCUGGAAAUCCACAGAGAGACUGCAGAAGAGCGAGACAACUUCUGCACUGAACUCCAGCGAGUUCAGCGCAACUACACACCCCGGCCAAACUGGCCAAAGUGUUCAGAGGUGAUUCCUGGUGGAGCUGACCGGUGGGCCUGUCUGGCUGAGGGGAAGAGCAGCAGUCAGCUAGUGGAUGUGCUUCUGGAAGAAAUAGGAACAGGAGUGCUAAAAGAUAUAAAUGUCUUCCCUGGAUGGGGCAAAGGUGACAAAGUUCCUGUGUACCUGAGGCAUGAAGGUGAAGUCAAGAACAAAAAGCUGACUAAGAAGGAUGUGGUGAACAUUCUAAAGGAUAUCUGGAAGGAGAAAAUUGCACUAGAACAGCAGACAGGGAAGCAAUCCAGUCUUCCCGAGUUCUUUCUCAGCUACCUCCAGAAGAAGUAUGGAGAUGCCGCUGCCAUGGAAUGGUCUUACACCCUCUACGAGAACAUGCGACUCUGUCGAUCAAAUCACGUCCUGAGCUCAUUCUACAACAUACUCACCGGGAAGGUGGGUGAACAACAGUACCACAGCCAGAAUCAGCUGAUUUCCAACCUGCAAAAGGAGCUGGCUGCCUGUGACAGCUCAAACAGCGGAUCCCUGACCAGCAAGCAGUUCAGCAUGGCUCUGAGGGAAGCUUUUCCCCUGAAAAGGAAAGAGUCAGUCCAAGAAUUACUUGAUGCAAGCAGGUACAAGCUGGACAACACUGAAGACCUCAUUGACUACAUAUCCUUAUUCAAAGAAGAUGAGGAAGGGAAUGCUGAGCCUUUCGUCGCAAAGCUGAGGAGCCAGUAUGUCAGGGAGAAGCAGGAAUAUCUGAAACAGCUGAAGAGCAAGCUGGGAGAUGUAAUAGAGGUGAAGGCAGAUGACCUGAAGGGCGCCUUCUGCACAAUCGAUCCUGAUAUUGAUGAUCAGACGCUAGAUACCUACAUUGGCCUGGCUUACCAGGUCCGAAGAGAACAGCCAGGCCAGGAAGUUGUGCCCGUGGAAACCGCACUUGAGAGACUGCUUGCUGGAGAUGUGAGACGAGUCGGGCCCUCACCCAGGGAGGGAAGCACGGCAGGCUUUGAAGGAGAGUAAGCAGACUUCCAGUAUUAAGAAUAAAUCAACUGUUUGAUCUGCAGGUUUUGAUACCAAACUGGCAGCCAGAGUUACUGCACUAAAUACUUCCUCCCAUGCAUACAGAGAUACACCUAGUAACUAACAGCUGAGAGCAUAGGCUAGCUUGAACUAUCAGAAGCACUUUCAACUUAAGCAGCAAAGCAUUCCAAUACAAUUUUGCAGACUCCACAGAAUCAUUUCAGCUCAGCGAGACUUGCAGUGGGAGGUUGCCUGAUCCCCAAACAGAGGCUUCACACCCCCACAGCACUGGCCACUGCAGGGUGUUGGGGUCUCUGCUUGGUAACAAAACAAAACAACUACACUCCAGCAGCCAUUGCUAGAACCUGAGAAGCCGUCAUCAAACUCCAGCCUGUGACAUGGCUGCUUUAGCCCUUGGGCCUUACGGUUCUUUGGCUCAAAGGCAAGGUUUCAAAGACACAUUUGCAAAAUAAAGUGCCAUCAGCACAGUGAGUGUGCACAUGAGAGGCGAGUUCAGCCCACACGAGGUUUGCUAUCGUGUCUGUCGCCAAGACUUUUAUCCUGGUGUAGCUGCUGUUGUCCACUAUGAAGUCACUUCAAAAGAAAUUUGAGUGCUGCCCCACGAGUAGGUUUAACCAAACUCUGAGCUGGAGAAGUAAUCCAAGCACAGAAACACUGAAAUCUGUUCCUUGCUUCAAAGAAGACACCACAUGCAUUUGGUAACUGCCUUGCCAACCACUGGCAUCAAUUAAUCUUUCCUAUUUGUUGAUGUGCUCUCUAUCCAGCACAUAGCCCUCUCCAGGGAGGGGAAUAAGGGUUCUUGAAACAAAAACCCCGUAGGAAAACAGCUCUGUUAUGGUUGUGCCUCAAUUGCCGAGUAAGCGGAGCAAACCCGAGAGGCAAAACCCGUUCUUCUCACAACAUAGUUUGAAAAGUAGAAAGGAAAAAGCUGAAAUCAGAAAUCGUCUUCCUAAAAAAACCCCACAAUUUUCGCGAGCAUUUGCAAAAACUGACUGCAUUUGUAAACUGGAAAGGCAUCACAGCCUGCGCAACAGAGGAAGUACCACCCAGAGGUAGGAGGCCCCUGGGAUUUCUGCUUUGAAUACUGAAUUUGGUGCCGGGCACUUCCAACACAAAUCACAAAAUACCAGGAAAGGAACUGUAUUUUAGUGAACAGGGAGACGCAUCAUCUAGCUAGAAACCAAAUGUCCUAACUGCAGGUAUCUCUAGGAAUAUUCUGAAAGGAACUAGGGCAAAAUUCAGUAUAUCUAAAGAGGACAGGGAACUUAAACACCAAGAAAGUGUUUGGUAGAUGAACAUCAAAUUUGCAAAGCUAUUCAAAAAAGCCCCUAAUGGGGAUGUAAGAGAAAGGAGUGGGCUACAGAGAGCAGGAAUCGUUCAUUUUGCUUCACCCCGAGGACUUUAGAUCUCUAUGAGUUAAUGGCUGUUUACAGGGCCAGGUGUCUCUUUCUUUUGCCCUUCCAGUUACAUUGUUAGGACUUGAACAAUGUGUCCCUAAAAGUCUUGAAUUUAGUUAACCCUGACUUCACUGCAACUAGAUGCUGAACACAUCUCAACAGAAGAGAAAGACCAGAUGGGGAGUCUUACCUCUCCCUCUCACAAAAUUCCCAACAGUCAAAGCCCCAUCAUCUCCUGCCUUCAGCUGGAAGCUGUUCAGGUCAGGAACCUGGCAGCUGAGAAGCUAGUUGCAGAUGUGUCCUCCCAGCAU
Messenger RNA from Haliaeetus leucocephalus (bald eagle), 3922 nucleotides. It is a transcript of the gene TSNAXIP1, whose product is annotated as translin-associated factor X interacting protein 1. Gene Ontology annotation, cellular component: cytoplasm. Bases 97 to 2193 code for a protein of 698 amino acids. The transcript has 17 exons. Lineage: Eukaryota; Metazoa; Chordata; Aves; Accipitriformes; Accipitridae. The record is from RefSeq and is a predicted model, not a curated record.